AUUUAAACUCAGGCCCACCCUCGAGGCGCCGACCGCUCGCCCGAGUCGCGAGCUCUCUGUGGUGCGCGCGCGCUUCUCGGAGCGGCUGGUGGACGCGAGGGCGCCGAGGGCCGGGAGGGAGUCCGCGCUCCUCGUCUGCUCGGCGGCAGAGCGGCUCCCGGCGGGCGGCGGCGAUGGCGGCGGCGGAGCCCGCGAGCUCUGCCCAGCCCACGCCGCGGGCCCAGGCCCAGCCGCCGCCGCCGCCGCCUGGGGCGCCGUCUUCGCAGCCGCCCGCGGCGCUCAGCAGCCGGCACGAGAAGAGCCUGGGGCUGCUCACCACCAAGUUCGUGUCUUUGCUGCAGGAGGCGCAGGACGGCGUCCUGGACCUCAAAGCGGCUGCUGAUACUUUGGCUGUAAGGCAAAAGCGAAGAAUAUAUGAUAUCACCAACGUCUUAGAAGGAAUUGAUCUAAUUGAAAAAAAAUCAAAAAAUAGUAUCCAGUGGAAGGGUGUAGGCGCUGGCUGUAAUACUAAAGAAGUUAUAGAUAGAUUAAGAUUUCUUAAAGCUGAAAUUGAAGAUCUAGAAUUGAAGGAAAGAGAACUCGACCAGCAGAAACUGUGGCUACAACAAAGCAUCAAAAAUGUGAUGGAAGACUCCAUUAAUAACAGGUUUUCUUAUGUAACUCACGAAGACAUCUGCGAUUGCUUUAAUGGUGAUACACUGUUGGCCAUUCAGGCUCCUUCUGGUACACAGCUCGAAGUACCUAUUCCAGAAAUGGGUCAGAAUGGACAAAAGAAAUACCAGAUAAAUUUAAAGAGUCACUCAGGACCUAUCCAUGUGCUACUUAUAAACAAAGAGUCAAGUUCAUCUAAGCCGGUGGUUUUUCCUGUCCCCCCACCUGAUGACCUCACACAGUCUUCCUCCCAGUCCUCAACGUCAGGGACUCCACAGAAAUCCACCAUGGCUGCUCAGAACCUGCCCGAGCAGCAAGUUUCUGAAAGAAGCCAGAGUUUCCAGCAGAUACCAGCUACAGAAAUAUCUUCAGGGUCUAUUGGUGGAGACAUCAUUGAUGAACUGAUGUCUUCUGAUGUGUUUCCUCUCUUACGGCUUUCUCCUACCCCAGCAGAUGACUACAACUUUAAUUUAGAUGACAAUGAAGGAGUCUGUGAUUUGUUUGAUGUUCAGAUACUAAAUUAUUAGAUUCCAUGGAAACUUGGGACUGUUAUCUACCUCUAACUGUAACAUUGUAGAAUUCUUAAUAACCUAAGUAUUUAAAAUUAUGAAUGUAACACCAUUUUAGUUCAUCGAGUCUGAAAUAUUCUUCACUAACAUUUACUUCACAAAACUUGAAAGGGCUCUGCCUGUUUCAGGGGGGAUGAUUAACUGUCGACCAGCAUGCCCCACCAGUGAUUAUAUUCAAUUUCUUUCAAAGCUGAAUUCUGUUGUAACUUCUCCUAAGAGAAAAGUUAAAGCAGACUUCAGGUCACCACACCAAAACAUUGCCCAGAAGAUUUUAUUUGUCUAUAUUUUUACUGCCACAAAGUUAUAUCUAUGUGUCCUUCAGACAUUCACUGCCACAGAUAAAGUGAAGGGCGUCACUAUUGAGUGAAGAGAUUUUGUGAAGUGCCUUCUGUUUUAGCACUUUAAGCCUAUCAGUUUGCUGACUUCUGACAUUCUACUUUCCUAGAGUAUAGGAAAGAUCUGUUUAUGUAGUUUGUUUUUAAAAUGUGCCAAUGCCUGUACAUUAACAAGAUUAAAACAAAUAAAGUUGUAUAAAGCA
Molecule: messenger RNA, 1758 nt
Organism: Alexandromys fortis (reed vole)
Lineage: Eukaryota; Metazoa; Chordata; Mammalia; Rodentia; Cricetidae
Gene: E2f5
Product: E2F transcription factor 5
Exons: 8
Coding region: 174-1178 (334 amino acids)
Biological process (GO): regulation of transcription by RNA polymerase II
Cellular component (GO): RNA polymerase II transcription regulator complex
Molecular function (GO): DNA-binding transcription factor activity, RNA polymerase II-specific; RNA polymerase II cis-regulatory region sequence-specific DNA binding; protein dimerization activity
Source: RefSeq, a predicted model, not a curated record